CAAACGACACUGGACUGGCUGGAGAGAGACGCAUGGCAAACGACACUGGACUGGCUGGAGAGAGACGCAUGGCAAGCAACACUGGACUGGAGUAUCGACAACGAGCAGGACACGGUAAAAAUCAAGAUGCAAGAGAUAAAUUUGGUGAAAGGAGAUACUUAAAGGAGGCAACUGUGAUUGUGAAUGUGGAGAAUUUAAGUGAGGUGAGGGCUGUGGAUAUUAUCAAAGCGGUGACUGACAAAUGUGGAUAUGGGGAAAUCUUGGCACUAAGGCCAAGACAAGGAAAAGAAUACGAGCUCACAAUGGAAAAAGAAGAAACUUGUGAUAAGCUGACUGAGGGAUUGUUAAUAAAUGGAGUGAACUGUGAGAUAAAAAAACUUCAAAACAGAGAUUAUGUUGUCUCUUUCAUGCAUCUGCCCGUCUACCUUGCUGAUGAAGAGAUUUUAAAUAAACUGGAGGUUUGGGGGGUUUCCCCAAUUUCAAAAAUAAAGCGGCGUGUAUAUCCGGGCACCAGCAUUGAGGAUGGGACAAGAUAUGUAAAGGCGCGGUUCCCGAAGGAGGUGGCCUCCCUCCCUUACAGCACAAAAAUAGAGACGGCAGAGGGUCCACAAUAUUUUCGGGUGAUGCACAGCCAUCAGGUGAAGACUUGUCGGCUGUGCAUGAGCCCAGACCAUGUGGUGAAGGACUGCCCAGAGUUCACGUGCCAUAAAUGCGAGGAGAGAGGCCACUUCGCAAGAAAUUGCAACGCUGUGACGUGCCCGGAUUGCAAUUUGGUUUUAAAUAAGUGUGAGUGUUGGAUGCAGGGUGAGGAGGAGGAGCAGCAGGUGGGCGGGCAGGUGCAUGAAAGAGACAACGAGCAGCGAGACGAUGGAGAAAGAGUUCGAGGUGAAGGACUGGAAUUAAUUAAGGAUAUGGAACAACAGAAAGAGUGUACCGAACCGAUUAUACAAACACAACAGGAGGGGGGAAUUUGGACACAGAUGGAUUUGACUGACAGCUUGCAAAAUGCUUUGGAUACUAUGGAACUGGAUGAUGAAAGGAAUAAAGUAUUGAGUGAUGCACAACAGGAGGGAAUUUUAUGUACACCGAUGGAUGUGACGGACAGUGUGCAAAAGGAGAUGGACGCAGUAGAAAUUAAUGAUGCUACAAAAGAGUGUGAACAAGGACAAGAAAAUGAGGAGACGCAGGGGAAAUCAUCAAAAAGAAGAAGAUCUGUGAAGAAUAGUGACUUUUAA
Messenger RNA from Carassius auratus (goldfish), 1235 nucleotides. RefSeq lists its product as uncharacterized. The record is from RefSeq and is a predicted model, not a curated record. The transcript has 3 exons. NCBI's taxonomy places the organism in Eukaryota, Metazoa, Chordata, Actinopteri, Cypriniformes, Cyprinidae. Gene Ontology annotation, molecular function: zinc ion binding; nucleic acid binding. Bases 33 to 1235 code for a protein of 400 amino acids.